Molecule: messenger RNA, 2718 nt
Organism: Macroventuria anomochaeta
Lineage: Eukaryota; Fungi; Ascomycota; Dothideomycetes; Pleosporales; Didymellaceae
Exons: 1
Coding region: 1-2718 (905 amino acids)
Source: RefSeq, a predicted model, not a curated record
AUGGCUGAUGCUCUGGAUGAGACAGAAGAGAGGCGGAUAAGGCAUAUCUCGGGGUAUCCAGAUUUUGGGUAUCCACCUGAGUGGAUUCCAAUGGGCUUGGGGGGCGACCGAGCGCUGUAUAGACGGCCACGUGUGGUGCCAGUAUACAACCCAAUCGUACAUGCGCAGUAUGGUGAUCAAAAUCAGGGUGGGUUCGAUCCGUUUGAUACUAGUAUGAUGGGUCAGCAGAUGAGCACGAGUGGCUGUCAAGAUAUUGAGCAGACAGAGGAGAGCAGGAGUGAAGAUUGCGAUUGGCACGCUGCAACGCGGGAACAAGAACAACGCUACGCCCGCCUUAGGCAGUCCGAACAACAACUAGAACCUGAGCAAGGGCAUGUGCAAAUGGCCGAGACUGAAAAGAGUCUGGGCACGAGAGUUAUCAGGAACAGUCCCGCCCAGCAGAGCCGCGAAAUCGGCGAAGCCACAGGUCCACGCAGGUACGGUAUAUCACCGCAGCCAUCGUCUUCUUCCGACGACGGCGAAACAUCUUCCCCAAAAUUCAACUCCGCGCAGCCCCCUCCACACGUGAAGAGCCUGAGUGGCACAACACUGCACGAUGUCCUUACCGGUGAAAAAGGAAGUGGAUGUCAAAUCGUUCGACAUAUCCACGCUUGCUCGAUCCGCUACUCCGAGAAACCAGAUGGUCACUUCGAACACUUCCACCACAAUGACGACGAUGAUCCAGGUCCGACCAAACCUCACCCUCACUACGAGCAGAUAGCGGUGAAUGGUGAGAUUGUGGUUAGGCAUGAUACUGGUGUGGAGUCGACUCCUAUGGACAACCAUACCGGCCCUAUACCUUAUCGAACAGCCAGUAUCACGGCCGCUCAUGAUGAAGAUGACAUUGCUCUGAUCCAUGCUGAUCCUGUUACUUCUCGGACGGUCAGUGUCGUGGUAUCGCAUGAGGAUGGCAUUCCGCCUGAGAACAGGACCAACAUCACUCUUUCGCGAUUCCGAAGAGCACAGAUUAUGCAGACGGGGAGGGCACUGGAGAACGUACAUGCUAGACGGAAUGAGAGGGAUGUGGAGGGAAGGGAGGCGCUGGAGAGCGCUGGGCUAAAUACGAGCAACACACCUUCGAAUUCCACUAGCAGCGGCAAUGCAGGCCAACGUAACGAAGGUGAUGAGCCUUCAUCUGUAGGCAUACAGCACAACCAUCCUAACUCUCCCACCGAGGAAGAAAUCGCACGUCUUCACAACACGCCUGUGCAAUGGCCGCAGCCUGCACAUCAUGCAAACGAAACGGACCAAUCGAGACGCGCACAUAGCGGCGACAGCAUGGAGGCUGACCGACAGGCUGAGAUUGAUCGGGAUCUGGAUACGGUAUAUGAUAAGUAUGCACAAUUCCAAGCUGAUGAGUUUGUGAGGCAAUACCCACACCUUGCUGAACAGGGAAGGCAACAAGAACAAGGACAUGCACCUGACAUGCGAGGAGGCUACGGAUUGGACCGUGCUUCUGAAGAAGAGGAAGAGACGAGCGUCGAGGAGGCGCAGUGGCUUGACAGACAGCAAUUACUGGCAGCUCAACAGCAGGAACAUUCACCGAGAGAACGAGCUGCUGAAGCCGAACGAGCUUUUUGGCAGCGCCAUCGUGAGGGAUUGGAUGCUGACACCACACGUUGGAACGAGCGACGGGCUGCUGGGCGAGUACGAUGCGCUGCAUACCCGAUGGAUCUGGACAGAGAGUUUGUGUAUCAACGUCAUUUCGAGUCAGCGGAUGAAGCUGUGGUGAAUGAAGAAGAGUUGAGACCAGUAUCUUACAGACACCAACCACGACGUAGACUCUUCGGGGCUGAAGAUGCCCCAGUCCGCCAGUCCGCACAUCAUUGCGAGCUCCGUCAGCGACCGAACUUUCUAGCGCUGGAAGAAGAUGUCCUGCAAGCCGAAACCUUGGAACAGUGUGAGAGCAUCGGUAACUCUCUGGCCGAACUUCAGCUUGCGCUUAACAGAAGACAUGCGGAUCUGACAGAGGCUCGUAGGUUGCGGCAGAACGCAAGAAGCGCCGCACGAGCAGCACGUGCAAAUGUGCACCGGGAUCUGCAACGGCUCGCAAUAGCAAGUACGAGCCUGCAAUUCUCAGCAGUGGCGACUCGCACACUCAUGCAGAACGCGAGAAAUGCUGCACGAGUAUGCCGGAAUUUUGAUGUGGACGACGAAGAGCGAUACUCCUUCACUGCUCAGUACCCGAUGAACUACGAUGGUGUAUCGCAAUUUGGAGAUGGCGAAGACGAAGGAAACGAGGACGAGAGAGAUGUAAUGGAUGACCUCGCUUCCCACAGAUCAGGCAGUGCACCACCGCAUAUACGCGGUGGUGCUGCCGAUGAAGAUGAUGCAGAGAGAUUGAGCAAGAAGUGCAGUGCACCCGCGUACGUUGGACUGAGCAGCGACGACAAUAGCGUCACAGCAACGACCACUGUGGCAUCCUCGUCUUGCAACAAGUCCCUCUCGCCACCGCGCAUACGCGGCGGAGUCAGUGAUCCCUAUAAAUUCAUAGGGCGUCCAGCCAUUGGAUACGCAGAUCCGCGCGAUCUCGGUAUCGUGUACGUACCCACCGAUCCCGGACCCCCAACGCAUCACGCUCUCGCCUGCUGCUAUACAUGCACACCUUUACGAUCUUCCGGUGGAGGGGAGAGUAGAGAGUUUGGAGCAAGGAUCGGAGUAUCUGGGAGGACUGCCUAA